ACCGUAGAUGCCCAAACAGAAAAUGGCUUCAGCGGAGUCCCAGCCGAGGUUUGGGCAGUCUGUUAAAGGCUUAUUAUCCGAUAAAGUGGGCUCUUGUAGCGGGGAUGUGAUCGCACUGACCCGCCAGGUGUUGAAGGGAUCCCGCAGCCAAGAGCUUCUUGGACAAGCAGCCAGAAACAUGGUGAUUCAGGAGGAUGCCAUCCUGCACUCAGAGGAUAGUCUGAGAAAAAUGUCCAUCAUCACCACACAUUUACAGUAUCAGCAGGAGGCCAUCCAGAAGAAUGUGGAGCACUCUAAAAACCUGCAGGACCAGCUGAGACACCUGCUGAAGUGACAGAGCAGCAAAUGAUUCUGAGCCUUCAUCAGAAGAUGACAGCGUGUUAAUGAACACUGUCUCAGCAGGAUUCCAUAGAGAUGAACACUGGACCACAUGGACAAUCUGCCAUAUUUGUACUUUAUAAACAACAGAUUUGGAACUGUCUUUGGACUGAUGUGGGACUCAUUUAACCAGUUUUGAAGGGAAGUUCUGUUCUGUAUCCCACAUAGUGCCUUGCUCAUGGGCAAAGUUCCCCAAAGUGUUUUUUUGAGUGUUUUCCUGUUUUUAUCAUUUGUAUUCAGUUAAUUGAUUAAAUACCUUGACAAUGUCACCUUUAUUUGUAUUCUGAUCCUCAUAAUGCCGCCCUGUCAAUCAAAUCAUAACCUACAUUCUUAAUUAGUGGCUGGUCCAUCAUUUACCUCAGUGGCAGAGAAGUAGGCUUAUACAGUACAUGCACACACAUAUAAUUAUAUAAUAAUAAUAUCAUUUCCCCUGCCCUCCAUGUUGACCUGCUGUCAGGAUGAAAGUAAUUCAUUAGCACCAAUUCCUUCAGUACAGCAAAUGUCAUGUCACAUGUAAAUUGACCAUGUGAGCUGUUUGUAGUUUUUAAAUUUUUUUUUAACCCUGCUUAUAUUUGUUUGUGUUUAUGAUGAUGUAUGAAAUGCACAGAGAGUUCUUGUAGAAGAUGAACAAUAAUUCAUGGCCCUGUGGUUCAGUGAUGGAGCAGAUGUUAGUGUGAGCUGCAGGAGGCUUUUACCUCAUACAAGUGUACAAAUAAACAUGUUGAA
Scomber japonicus (chub mackerel) is the source of this 1104-nucleotide messenger RNA. RefSeq names its product BLOC-1 related complex subunit 7 (gene borcs7). Gene Ontology annotation, cellular component: BORC complex. The transcript is spliced from 5 exons. The coding region runs from base 8 to 334 and encodes 108 amino acids. Lineage: Eukaryota; Metazoa; Chordata; Actinopteri; Scombriformes; Scombridae. The record is from RefSeq and is a predicted model, not a curated record.